AUACCAUCUGCUGACAUGGUAACAUCUUCGAUGGAAUUGUUCAUCGAAGAUGAUCUUUUACCAUCGUUUAAUUUUAAUCGACUGUUCUGCCAUCUGUCGGGCUGCACAAGUCGUCUGCAACCCAUUUCCGAAAAGUUUUGCCGCUUUUUCGCGGUUGUGACCAUGCUUUCGGAUGAUGUUAUUUAUUUCUUGCUAUUACUGACCACGAUUGGUCUUGGUGAAGUUAUUCGCCGUUUUGACAAUGCAAAACUGAAACAAAAUGUCGCAAGUAUUAUUGGCUUUACAAUCAUCUUUAUAGUUUCAGGUUUUCACAGCUUGCACUGUGUCCUGACAGCAGCUGUCAAUGCCUUUAUUAUUUGUUUCGUUUCACCAAAAUACUGUCAUGGACUCAGUUUUGGCUUUUCUUUUGCAUACCUUCUAUUUUUCCGAUUCACCACUGUUUUUGGCUUGCCACAAGUACCUAGCCACACAAAUGCAAUCCAGAUGCUCCUCACUCUUAGAAUGGUUGGCCUGGCACUGGAAGUGCAUGAAACGGCAAAGCACAGAAAACAAUUGAAAGAAUCUAAUAUUGAUAACAAGAAACAAGAUGCUGACAAUGAUCUAAAGCAAAUUGAGCUUUCACUUGAAAACCAGGGAGUGUCACCAAACUUUGCUGAUGUUAUCCACUAUGCUUUCUGCUAUAUUGGAGUUCUAACUGGUCCAUACUACAAGUAUAGAACAUACUGGGAUAUGCUUCAUGCAAAUGAUAGUCAAAUCUCAUUCUUGAAUUAUGCUCGCCAACGAGUUCAAUACGUGCCAAUCUACGUCUUGCUUUUUCUCCUUUCAAACUACUACUUUCCGCUUUCGUACGCAACAUCUGCAGAGAUAUUUGAGGAACGAUCGUUCUUCUUUCGCGUCUGGUACAUAACACCUCUUUUUUUCACCUUCCGAAUGCGAUUCUAUUCCGGAUUCAUUCUCUCUGAAGCUGCCUGUAUUAUGGCUGGAUUGGGAGCUUAUCCAGUCGAAUCGCAACCGAAGCCCGGAAAUGGGCCAACCGCUUUACAACAUCUGAAUAACAAGGAUCGAUCUUCAAUAACUUACAACUUCGAAACCAUUCAUAAUAUUGACGAAUAUGCAGCCGAAACGUCCGAUGUAAGAGGAAGCCUGAAAGCUUGGAACAUGACUGUGCAAUGGUGGCUAGCUGUCAAUGUCCAUCGCCGUUUCCCGUUUAAGCCGUUAAGGACCGUUGCUACCAUGUUGAUUUCCGCUUUUUGGCACGGCGUUCAUUCUGGCUAUUACCUGUCCAUGCUAACGGUACCUUUCAUCUUGGUGGCCGAAGACGCUGUCAAACGAAAGCUUCGUCCUCUAGUGAAUAACUCAAAAAUCUUCAACUUCAUGGCGGGAUUCGUUAAGAUUCAAUGGUUCUCCUACAUGGGGAUGGCGUUCUCUUUGCUAGCCAUGGACACGACAUUUGCUUAUUGGAAAUCGAUUUUCUUUAUUGGACACUUGAUCAUCCCCCUGUCUUACAUCGCGAGCUUAUUGGUGCCCUCUCACAAACCUGCCAAACCAUUGGUAUAGUGCAACAAUAUCAUUUUGUCCCAAGCAGUUAAAUCAAUGUUUAGGAAAUAUAAGCUGACUGGGGCUGCUGUAAACUGA
Molecule: messenger RNA, 1635 nt
Organism: Daphnia magna
Lineage: Eukaryota; Metazoa; Arthropoda; Branchiopoda; Diplostraca; Daphniidae
Gene: frj
Product: lysophospholipid acyltransferase 7-like
Exons: 9
Coding region: 16-1557 (513 amino acids)
Biological process (GO): phosphatidylinositol biosynthetic process; lipid modification
Cellular component (GO): mitochondria-associated endoplasmic reticulum membrane contact site; membrane
Molecular function (GO): lysophospholipid acyltransferase activity
Source: RefSeq, a predicted model, not a curated record